Erigeron canadensis is the source of this 1268-nucleotide messenger RNA. RefSeq lists its product as uncharacterized. The coding region runs from base 14 to 1081 and encodes 355 amino acids. Lineage: Eukaryota; Viridiplantae; Streptophyta; Magnoliopsida; Asterales; Asteraceae. The record is from RefSeq and is a predicted model, not a curated record. The transcript is spliced from 13 exons.
CAAGAGAACAUUCAUGGUAGUUAUCUGUACAAUAAUGUUGUAUACUGCAUACAGAACUACACAUUUUCAGCAUUCGAGUAUAAAGGUAUAUCCAUUAUCUUACAAAGGGUUGAAGGGUUUGCCUCAUGGUAUAGUGGAAGCUAACUCUGACUUGGAAUUGAAAUCCUUAUGGUCAAAUGAUUCAAAAUUAAAGGCUUAUGUUUCCAGUCCUCGAAACUUGCUGGCGAUGCCGGUUGGUUUGAAACAGAAGCAAAAUGUUAAUACCAUUGUUCAAAAGUUUCUUCAAGAAAAUUUUACAAUUAUUUUAUUCCAUUACGAUGGGAAUAUGGAUGGAUGGUGGGAUCUCAAGUGGAGUAAAAAGGCUGUACAUAUCAUAGCUGAUAACCAAACAAAGUGGUGGUUUGCAAAAAGGUUUCUACAUCCAGCUGCCGUUUCACUUUACGAUUAUGUAUUUCUUUGGGAUGAAGAUCUAGGUGUGCAGCAUUUUAACCCCAGAAGAUACUUGGAUCUUGUUAAACAAGAAGGGCUGGAGAUAUCUCAACCAGCUUUAGAUCCAAAAUCAACAGAUAUACAUCAUAGAAUCACAGUACGAAGAAAGAAACUUAAGUUCCACAGAAGGGUUUAUGACCCAAAAGGUAGUGUAAAAUGUACAAGAACUAGCAAGGGGCCACCAUGUACAGGUUUUGUAGAAGGAAUGGCUCCAGUGUUCUCAAGAGCUGCAUGGCAUUGUGCGUGGCAUCUUAUACAGAAUGACCUAGUUCACGGAUGGGGAAUGGAUAUGAAACUUGGCUAUUGCGCGCAAGGGUCGAGAAAUGUGGGAAUUGUGGAUACUGAAUAUGUUGUACAUCAGGGAAUACAAACAUUAGGGGGGCCUGCAAAAAAGGCUUCAAAUGAUGCCAAUUUGGCUAAGGGACAUCAUCGUGCUUUUGAUAUGCGAACAGAGAUAAGAAGGCAGUCAACAUCAGAGCUCGAGACAUUUAAACAACGAUGGCAAAAGGCUAUCCAGGAAGACUCAGAUUGGGAUGAUCCAUUUUCCAGAACCCAUUUAUACAAACAACCAACACCUACUCUUGAGUCCUGAAAUUCACUCAUCAGUUUUGUUUUAGGUGUCAAGAUAUAUUAGUUAAAUUUGUGUGUAGUGUAUGUUCUACAAACCCAUUUGAAAUCUCUUCGAGGUUCACGUAGAUUCAACAAUCAUGAGCCACUAUGUUAGUUCCAAAAAAUGAACAAAAUUAAAGAGUAAGAAAUAUGUACAAGUUUUAGCAAUU